Molecule: messenger RNA, 1266 nt
Organism: Fusarium fujikuroi IMI 58289
Lineage: Eukaryota; Fungi; Ascomycota; Sordariomycetes; Hypocreales; Nectriaceae
Exons: 4
Coding region: 1-1266 (421 amino acids)
Source: RefSeq, a predicted model, not a curated record
AUGUGUCACGCCACUUUCACCACCUUGGUGCUAGCUAUAGUCACCAACGUUGCUGCACAGGUACAAGGCACAGCAACUGUCGACUUGUCUAAAAGCCAUGGACCAGCACAAGCCCUUGGCUCAGGCUUCAUCUACGGUUGGCCUGAUAACGGGACUCAUGUCGACACUUCGAUCCCAGAUUACUUAGUAACUGACAUCAAGUUCAACGCAAAUCGCGGCGGCGGUGCUCAAAUUCCAUCGCUAGGUUGGGCCAGAGGCGGCUAUGAAGGAUACCUCGGCCGCUUCAACUCAACCUUAUCCAACUACCGCACCACGCGCAAGUAUAACGCUGAUUUUAUCUUGCUGCCUCACGAUCUUUGGGGUGCAGAUGGCGGACAGGGCUCAAACUCUCCGUUUCCUGGUGACAACGGUAACUGGACUGAGAUGGAGUUGUUCUGGAACCAGCUUGUAUCUGACUUGAAGGCCCAUAACAUGCUCGACGGUCUCGUGAUUGAUGUUUGGAAUGAGCCUGAUAUUGACAUCUUUUGGGAUCGCUCCUGGCCUCAGUUUCUCGAGUAUUACAAUCGCGCGACAAAGCUCCUUCGAAAAGCACUUCCCGGAACCCUUCUCAGCGGGCCAGCUAUGGCACAUUCUCCCAUCCUGACCGAUGACAAAUGGCAUACCUGGCUACAAUCAGUAUCAGGCAACAAAACGGUUCCCGAUCGUUUCUCCUGGCAUCAGAUUGGUGCUUGGGAACGUGAGCCUGAUACUACAAUCCCUGAUUUUACUACCUUGCGGGCGCAGUACGGCGUUCCUGAGAAGCCAGUGGAUGUUAAUGAUGGAUCUGAUCUGCAUAACUGGAUGGGCAACUUGAUUUACAGCAGCACCGGUACCUCUGAGGGAACUUACUACCCCAAUGGCGAAUGGCAGGUAUAUAAAUACUAUGCAGCUAUGACAGGACAGAGAUUUUUGACGAAAGCGUCAUCGGAUUCGAAGUUUGAUGUCUUUGCGACUAAGGAAGGCCAUAAAAUCAAGAUUUUAGCCGGCACCAGAACCGUUCAAGAAAAGUAUAGCAUUGAAGUCAGCGGCCUGGGAGCAGUAGAACUACCCAAGAAGGGGACAGUCAAGGUGCGAACAUAUCGAUUCGACUGGGCUGGACCGAAUGGAAAGGUUGACGGGCCUAUUGAUCUGGGGGAGAAGAAGUAUACUUAUUCGGCCGAUACGCUAACACUUUCUGUCAACCCACCUACAAACGCUACCGCGUUUGCUUACGAGUUUUCGAUUUAG